Lycium ferocissimum is the source of this 471-nucleotide messenger RNA. RefSeq lists its product as uncharacterized. NCBI's taxonomy places the organism in Eukaryota, Viridiplantae, Streptophyta, Magnoliopsida, Solanales, Solanaceae. The coding region runs from base 1 to 471 and encodes 156 amino acids. The transcript has a single exon. The record is from RefSeq and is a predicted model, not a curated record.
AUGGAAAACAAAUGGAGAAUUUUCAGAAAUCAACAACAAUACAACAAAGCAAAAAAGCCAACUACAACAAUAAUAUGCAAGAAACACUCGAAACACCAACAAUCACCAGGUGUUUGCUCAAUUUGUCUAAGCGAAAAGCUCUCUAAGCUCUCAAAAACUACACGUAUUAGCAAUUCUUCUUCUUGUUCUUCGUCGUCUUUGUCUUCGUUAUCUUCAUCUUCUGAUGUUUCGUCGUGUUCCUCUCCGGCAUAUCGAAGGAUGAAGACUAUGGCUAUCUUGAGAAGCGGUGAUAAUAGUAAGAGUAAUAUUGUGCUUACAAAGAGUAGGUCACUUGUUUUUGUUACGACGAGGAAAGAAGGUGAAAACGAGAAGAAUGGAAAGAAGAAGAAAAGAGGGUUUCUUUCUAAAUUGUUGCAUCCGAGGAAACACAAGAAGGAUCAGGGUUUGGACAAAGGCGGAUCCGAGAUAUGA